CAUUCCGCCACGCUAGAUCGGGCACCGGAACGCCCCGACCCGCUUUCCCCUCUCUCCUCGUCCUCCCAUUUCCCUUUCCCACGCAGGAGAGGGGCGACGACGCGACCCGACACGAGCUAGGGUUCCGGCGAGCCCCCCCGCCCCGAUCCGACGGCCGCGGCGGCGGCGAUGACGACGCACGAGCGGAAGACCGUCGAUCUGGAGGAGGGCUGGGCCUUCAUGCAGAAGGGCAUCACCAAGCUCAAGAACAUCCUCGAGGGCAAGCCGGAGCCGCAGUUCAGCUCCGAGGACUACAUGAUGCUCUACACGACGAUAUACAACAUGUGCACGCAGAAGCCCCCGCACGACUACUCGCAGCAGCUCUACGACAAGUACCGCGAGUCCUUCGAGGAGUACAUCUCCUCCAUGGUCUUACCUUCAUUAAGAGAGAAGCAUGACGAGUUUAUGUUGAGGGAGCUAGUAAAGAGGUGGUCAAACCACAAAGUGAUGGUUCGGUGGCUAUCACGGUUCUUCCAUUACCUUGAUCGAUAUUUCAUUUCACGGAGAUCGCUUCCAGCAUUGAGAGAAGUUGGGCUCAGUUGCUUCCGAGAUUUGGUAUAUCAAGAAAUCAAAGGGAAAGUAAAAAGUGCAGUCAUUUCCUUGAUAGACCAAGAACGUGAGGGUGAACAAAUUGACAGGGCUCUGUUAAAGAAUGUCUUGGAUAUAUUUGUUGAGAUUGGCUUAGGCAGUAUGGAAUGUUACGAGAAUGAUUUUGAAGAUUUCUUGCUGAAGGAUACUGCAGAUUACUACUCUAUCAAGGCCCAAACCUGGAUUGUGGAAGACUCUUGUCCUGACUAUAUGUUAAAGGCCGAGGAGUGCUUGAAGAGGGAGAAGGAACGAGUUGCUCAUUAUUUGCAUUCUAGUAGUGAACCGAAGUUAUUGGAGAAAGUGCAACAUGAAUUGUUAACGCAGUAUGCAAGCCAACUUUUGGAGAAGGAGCAUUCUGGGUGCCAUGCAUUACUUCGUGACGACAAGGUUGAGGAUCUCUCAAGGAUGUACAGGCUCUUUUCUAGAAUAACUCGUGGCCUAGAACCUGUUUCUCAAAUUUUUAAGCAGCAUGUUACCAACGAGGGGACAGCAUUGGUGAAACAAGCAGAAGAUGCUGCUAGUAAUAAGAAGCCAGAGAAGAAGGACAUUGUUGGUUUGCAGGAACAGGUUUUUGUCCGGAAAAUCAUUGAGCUCCAUGACAAGUAUGUAGCAUACGUCACUGACUGUUUCCAGGGGCAUACUCUCUUCCAUAAGGCGCUUAAAGAGGCUUUUGAAGUGUUCUGCAACAAAGGUGUCUCUGGUAGUUCAAGUGCUGAAUUGCUUGCCACCUUCUGUGAUAAUAUUUUAAAGAAAGGCGGCAGUGAAAAGCUCAGUGAUGAAGCUAUUGAGGAUACCCUGGAGAAGGUAGUGAGAUUACUCGCCUACAUCAGUGAUAAGGACCUUUUUGCUGAGUUUUACAGGAAGAAGCUGGCUAGGAGAUUGCUAUUUGACAAGAGUGCUAAUGAUGAGCAUGAAAGAAGCAUUCUGACCAAGCUAAAACAACAGUGUGGUGGCCAAUUUACUUCAAAAAUGGAGGGCAUGGUCACCGACCUUACUGUUGCAAGAGAUCAUCAAACUAAGUUUGAAGAGUUCAUAAGCACACACCCUGAAUUGAAUCCUGGGAUAGACUUGGCGGUCACUGUUCUGACAACAGGAUUUUGGCCAACUUAUAAAUCAUUCGAUAUAAACCUUCCUGCUGAGAUGGUGAGAUGUGUCGAGGUUUUCAAAGAGUUUUAUCAAACAAGAACUAAGCAUAGAAAACUUACAUGGAUAUAUUCCUUGGGAAUCUGCCAUAUCACCGCAAAGUUUGAGGCCAAGACUAUCGAGCUCAUUGUUACAACUUACCAGGCUGCAUUGUUGCUACUGUUCAAUGGAGCUGAUAAACUUAGUUAUUCUGAGAUAGUAACGCAACUGAACCUGUCAGAUGACGAUGUAGUGAGGUUGCUCCAUUCCCUCUCUUGUGCGAAAUACAAGAUUCUUACUAAAGAACCAAGUAACAGGUCUAUUUCUCCUAAUGAUGUAUUUGAAUUUAAUUCAAAAUUUACUGACAAGAUGAGGAGAAUUAAGAUACCUCUGCCUCCAGUUGAUGAGAAAAAGAAGGUUGUUGAAGAUGUUGACAAGGAUCGAAGAUACGCAAUUGAUGCAUCAAUUGUUCGUAUUAUGAAGAGCCGCAAAGUCUUGGGUCACCAGACACUAGUAAUGGAGUGUGUGGAGCAGCUUGGUCGCAUGUUCAAGCCUGACUUCAAAGCAAUAAAGAAGCGCAUUGAGGAUCUUAUAACCAGGGAUUACCUGGAGAGGGACAAGGAGAACCCGAACGUCUACCGAUACUUGGCUUGAUCAUCGGUUCUGCAUGCUGGGUUCGGUAACAUCUGGUGUGUAUGCCUACCAAGCUACUGCUAUUUAAGGAUGCUAUAUUUUGUGCCAUGGCACACUGCACACCGCAUUGGCUUCUCCAGAUGGAUACCCUGGUGCCGCUGUCGAUUGCUCUUGCUGGUGGCACCGACAUCUGUUGUCACUUGUACAUGAAGGUCGUCAGAUCCAGUUCCUUGGCCUAUCUAUGGUAGAACUGCCCAGGUAAAACUGGUGGUUCAUCAGGGCAGGCCUUGGUAAAUGUUGUACACUAAAUGUACUAUCGGUUGUUGUUGAGUUUGUUCGAUUGUAUUGUCAAUAUAGUUUUUUUUCCUGUAAUAUCCUUGCGCCACAAAGACAAUUCAAAGGAAUAUAUCUCUUGCCAGACCA
This is a messenger RNA of Hordeum vulgare subsp. vulgare (domesticated barley), 2805 nucleotides long. RefSeq names its product cullin-1. The transcript has 18 exons. The record is from RefSeq and is a predicted model, not a curated record. Bases 169 to 2403 code for a protein of 744 amino acids. Lineage: Eukaryota; Viridiplantae; Streptophyta; Magnoliopsida; Poales; Poaceae. Gene Ontology annotation, cellular component: cullin-RING ubiquitin ligase complex. Gene Ontology annotation, molecular function: ubiquitin protein ligase binding. Gene Ontology annotation, biological process: ubiquitin-dependent protein catabolic process; protein ubiquitination.